This is a messenger RNA of Leptonychotes weddellii (Weddell seal), 6021 nucleotides long. The record is from RefSeq and is a predicted model, not a curated record. Lineage: Eukaryota; Metazoa; Chordata; Mammalia; Carnivora; Phocidae.
AUGGCAGAAGCUGGUGGUAACAUGGACCUGGAAAGCCAAGCUGAGGGGAAGAAGGAGGUGGAAGCUGAUGAUGUGAUGAGGAGUGGCCCGCGACCCAUCGUCCCAUACAGCUCCAUGUUCUGUUUAAGCCCCACCAACCUGCUCCGCCGCUUCUGCCAUUAUAUCGUGACCAUGCGGUACUUUGAGAUGGUCAUUCUCGUGGUCAUCGCCCUGAGCAGCAUUGCCCUGGCUGCCGAGGAUCCAGUGCGGACAGACUCGCCCAGGAAUAACGCUCUGAAGUACAUGGACUACAUUUUCACAGGCGUCUUCACCUUUGAGAUGGUGAUCAAGAUGAUUGAUUUGGGACUGCUCCUACACCCUGGGGCCUACUUCCGGGACUUAUGGAAUAUUCUGGACUUCAUCGUGGUCAGUGGGGCCCUGGUGGCAUUUGCCUUCUCGAGCUUCAUGGGAGGAUCCAAAGGGAAAGACAUCAAUACCAUCAAGUCCCUGAGAGUCUUGCGUGUCCUGCGGCCCCUCAAGACCAUAAAACGGCUGCCUAAGCUCAAGGCUGUGUUUGACUGUGUGGUGAACUCGCUGAAGAAUGUCCUCAACAUCCUGGUCGUCUACAUGCUCUUCAUGUUCAUAUUUGCUGUCAUUGCGGUGCAGCUCUUCAAAGGGAAGUUUUUCUACUGCACGGAUGAGUCUAAGGGGCUGGAGAGGGACUGCCGGGGUCAGUAUUUGGAUUAUGAGAAGGAGGAGGUGGAAGCUCAGCCCCGGCAGUGGAAGAAAUACGACUUUCACUACGACAAUGUGCUCUGGGCUCUGCUGACACUGUUCACAGUGUCCACAGGAGAAGGGUGGCCCAUGGUCCUGAAACACUCUGUGGACGCCACCUAUGAGGAGCAAGGCCCAAGCCCCGGGUACCGCAUGGAGCUGUCCAUCUUCUACGUGGUCUACUUUGUGGUCUUCCCCUUCUUCUUCGUUAACAUCUUUGUGGCCUUGAUCAUCAUCACCUUCCAGGAGCAGGGGGACAAGGUGAUGUCUGAAUGCAGCCUGGAGAAGAACGAGAGGGCUUGCAUCGACUUCGCCAUUAGUGCCAAGCCCCUGACGCGGUACAUGCCCCAGGACAAGCAGUCAUUCCAGUACAAGACAUGGACUUUUGUGGUCUCGCCUCCCUUCGAGUACUUCAUCAUGGCCAUGAUCGCCCUCAACACAGUGGUGCUAAUGAUGAAGUUCUAUGACGCACCGUAUGAAUAUGAGCUAAUGUUGAAAUGCCUGAACAUUGUGUUCACAUCCAUGUUCUCCAUGGAAUGCGUGCUGAAGAUCAUCGCUUUUGGGGUGCUGAACUAUUUCAGAGAUGCCUGGAAUGUCUUUGACUUUGUCACUGUGUUGGGAAGUAUUACUGAUAUUUUAGUAACAGAGAUUGCGAACAAUUUCAUCAACCUCAGCUUUCUCCGCCUCUUCCGUGCUGCCCGGCUCAUCAAGCUGCUGCGCCAGGGCUAUACCAUCCGCAUCCUGCUGUGGACCUUCGUCCAGUCCUUCAAGGCCCUGCCCUACGUGUGUCUGCUCAUCGCCAUGCUGUUCUUCAUCUACGCCAUCAUCGGCAUGCAGGUUUUUGGAAACAUUGCCCUGGAUGAUGACACCAGCAUCAACCGACACAACAACUUCAGGACGUUUUUACAAGCCUUGAUGCUGUUGUUCAGUGGGCGCAUCAGUUACAAUGACAUGUUUGAGAUGCUGAAACACAUGUCCCCACCCCUGGGGCUGGGGAAGAAAUGCCCUGCUCGAGUAGCAUACAAGCGCCUGGUCCGCAUGAACAUGCCCAUCUCCAAUGAGGACAUGACUGUCCACUUCACAUCCACGCUGAUGGCCCUCAUUCGGACUGCACUGGAGAUCAAGCUGGCUCCAGCCGGCACCAAGCAGCAUCAGUGUGAUGCAGAAUUGAGGAAGGAGAUUUCCUCUGUGUGGGCCAAUCUGCCCCAGAAGACCCUGGAUUUACUGGUGCCACCCCAUAAACCCGAUGAGAUGACCGUAGGAAAAGUGUAUGCAGCUCUGAUGAUAUUUGACUUCUACAAACAGAACAAGACCACCAGAGACCAGAUUCACCAGGCCACGGGAGGCCUGUCCCAGAUGGGCCCUGUGUCCCUGUUCCACCCUCUGAAGGCCACGCUGGAGCAGACACAGCCGGCUGUGCUCCGAGGAGCCCGGGUUUUCCUUCGGCAGAAGAGCUCUGCGUCCCUCAGCAACGGCGGGGCCGUACAAACCCAGGAGAGUGGCAUCAAGGAGUCUGUUUCCUGGGGUACUCAGAGGACCCAGGAGGUACCCUAUGAGGCAAGGACACCCUUGGAGCGUGGCCACUCUACAGAGAUCCCAGUGGUGGCGCCAGGAAAACCGGCUGUGGAUGUCCAGAUGCAGAGCAUGGCCCUGAGAGGUCCUGACGGGGAGCCCCAACCCGGACUGGAGAGCCAGGGACGAGCGGCCUCCAUGCCCCGCCUGGCUGCAGAGACUCAGCCGGCCCCCAGCGCCAGCCCCAUGAAGCGCUCCAUCUCCACACUGGCGCCCCAGCGUCCCCACAUGGCUCAUCUCUGCAGCGCUGCCCUGGACCGCGCCCCGGCCAGCCAGGCUGCGCCCCAUCACCACCACCGCUGCCAUCGCCGCAGGGACAGGAAGCAGAAGUUCUUGGAGAAGGGGCCCAGCCUGUCCGCAGACACAGAUGGCGCACCCAGCAGUGUUGCAGGGCCAGGCCCACCCCCGGGAGAGGGGCCCACAGGCUGCCGGAGAGAGCGCAGGCAGGAGCGGGGCCGGUCCCAAGAGCGGAGGCAGCCCUCUUCCUCUUCCUCGGAGAAGCAGCGUUUCUACUCCUGUGACCGCUUUGGGGGCCGGGAGCCCUCGCAGCCCAAACCCUCCCUCAGCAGCCACCCCACGUCACCAACAGCUGGGCAGGAGCCAGGACCCCCGAGACCGGGUGGUGGUUCCGUGAACGGGAGCCCCUUGUUGUCAACAUCCGGUGCUAGCACUCCUGGCCGUGGUGGGCGGAGGCAGCUCCCCCAGACUCCGCUGACCCCCCGUCCCAGUGUCACCUACAAGACGGCCAACUCCUCGCCUGUCCACUUUGCUGGGGCGCAGACCAGCCUCCCCACCUUUUCCCCGGGCCGGCUUAGCCGGGGCCUUUCCGAACACAACGCUCUGCUCCAGAGAGACCCCCUCAGCCAGCCUCUGGCCGCCGGCUCUAGGAUCGGCUCUGACCCUUACCUGGGGCAGCGUCUGGACAGUGAGGACACUGCCCGCACCCAGCCCGAGGACACGCUUACCUUCGAGGAGGCUGUGGCCACCAACUCAGGCCGCUCCUCCCGGACUUCCUACGUGUCCUCUCUGACCUCCCAGUCACACCCCCUCCGCCGCGUGCCCAACGGCUACCACUGCACUCUGGGACUCAGCUCGGGCGGCCGCGUUCGGCAUAGCUACCACCACCCCGACCAAGACCACUGGUGCUAGCCGCGCUGCCUCCGCCACGCACCUGCUCAGCGGGCGCGUUCCAGUCGAUGAGUUCUAUCAUCCACGCUGGGCUCCCAGGGACGCUCCGGGGCACCGAGGCAGGGGCAGCAGCCCCUGGGAGGAGGGGCCCCGCCUUGGGGGCCCUCUGGGGGGAGGCCCCGCUGCUCCCCCCCACCCGCCUCCUCUUUCACGCUGGACCAAUUCCUAAAGCCCUGCCGGAGAGGGACGUGGCUCUCUCUGUCCCCUUGUAUGCUGCCUGCCUGGGUCUCAUACCACAGACCCUACACGGGAAGUUGCUGCCUGUGCUGAGUGGGACCUGUCAGUCUGAACCCUGUGUGAUGGCUCCCAGCGUCUGGAGUGUGUGCCCGGGGCCACUUUUAGGAGGUCUGGAUCUGGUAGAGGCCAUCCUUUAUCCAAGUGUGUGGUACGGAGCCUGGCAUGUUUAAACGCCUGGCCAGACAAGAUAGAGUUGAUGGUCAACAGUAGUAGCCUUGGGAGCCCGGCCUGUGGCUCCUUGCAUUCUUGUCGGCGCCCACAAACACAAACACAUCCAGCGUGGCUCUUUGUACCUGAAACAGCAGAUGGACACCAGAAAUACACUCACACACUCUCUGUCCUCUCCCAGAUGCUGUCAACCUUGACAGGGACCAAAUCUGGAAAACACUCUUGCUGUUGGUUUUGGUUUUUAAUCGAAACACCCUUCCCUCUUUUGUCAAUUCCAUAUACUUGAUCUAGAAAGAAGAGCAAAACAGAAAAAUGGGGAAGGAAAUAGUAACAGAACUUAAAAAAAAUCCAACCUGUAGGAAGCUCUCAGCUCUUUGGUGUGUGUGUGUGUGUGUGUGUGUGUGUGUGUGUGUGUGUGUGCGGCUUGUGUGAGGAGACGCUCUUGCGUCCAGCCUGGGUGGCCCCCCAGCUCCCCUGGCUUCUGCUGCUCUCGACCAAGUGCCUGACUUCCGAGCCCUCUCGUGCCAGGCUCCUGGGGGCGGUGACAUGAAGCUUGUGUGAAGCGUGGGUGAAUCCUUGGAACUGUUUCCAGUUCCAAAUAUCAACCAAGUAGAAAGCUGGUGUCCAUGGAGAACACUCAUAUAACAUCCAGUGGGACGGUUGUAGUUGGAAACGAAGCGACCAUUUCCCUGUUUUCCUCCCACGAGUGGAAGGGUUUCCUGGGAAGCCACAGAGCAGUGUAGAGCGUGUCCUUGUAUGGGGUGUUUUCAGUCUGUUCUACAUCUGAAUCUCAGGGACGGGAUGCCUGCCAAAGGGGGCAUGGUAUCUGUUGUCGUGAAAGUUUCUUUUCAGAUAAGGCCAGAGAGAGGGAGAGGUCGUGGGAAGAGGGAGAGGUGGGGGAGUGGAGAUGGACCCAUUGGGGCAGGAGGGAGGGCCUGUGUCUGCGGGUGCGGGCACUUGGGAUGCCCCGACUGAAAUGAGGUCAAAACUCGGAGGAAGCUAUGGGGCAAGGAGAAGCUUGGCGACUGAGGCUCAGGUAGGAGCCAUCUGAAGCCCAGCACUGUGGCACAAGACAUGGGAGAGCGGGAAGCGAAAGGGAAAUCCGACCUCAUGGCCACUGUCAAAAGGGAAACACCAUAGUUAGGAGGCUGUGCAUAAAAUGCUGGGAGACCCUUUGUUUCGUGAACAAAAGGAAUAUUUAGAUGAUUAGAUUUUGGUGCAUCCUCCAUGUUUGGAAAUGUCAGAUGAUCUCUUUGCUGGAUCAUUUGAGUGUUCCCAUUGGCUGUUGCCCCAUGACUCACCUUAAAGAAACUUGGCCUGUGAUGUGUGUGUGCGUUUCUCUGUGUGGAGAUGUGUCCCAGUGAGUGGAUGUCGUUAACCCAUAGGGCUAUGCAACAAAAGACACACAUUCAAUAGAAAUAAAUCACGUAAGACCACCACCUGUUCUAGGGUUUCAGCAUGAUUGUGACCAAACCAUUUUAUAGAAUUUCCUUACUGGAAGGCACAACACUCUGAAACUUUAAGAUUACAGAGUAUUUUACUGCAAUAGGAAAUAAUAACUGGAAUGGUAUCUCAGACUCUGCAUGAGAUAGCUGUGUUCCUGUUGCAAAGCAGAAGGAUGUGUAUUUUGAUACUGAUGUUUCAUCUCUGGCCCAUGUUAUUUUGAAUGUAUCCAUUCUGUGCAGAACCACAGCUGCUUCCCAGGCCAUGUUGGGUGGAGAAUCACUGUUCUAGCCCCACACAGCCUCACCAGUCUGUCUGGAUUCUUCUAGACACUGGAAUUGGUGAAAACUACAGGGAGUGGGGGAAGAGAUACUGUGUCUUGUUUUCCUGACUUUGGGUUUUGUUUCUGUAUCGUCUCUUCUCAGCUAUCAUAUGUUUCCACUGAGAUCUCAUAGUGAGUUGCCAAAUUUGAAAUGCAUUAACCAGUUGUCUGCAUCUGGACCAGUCAAGCAGUGGCUGUAGUUUGAAUAAGUUAUGUGUGCAUGUAAAAUAUAUACAUAUAUACAUAUAUACAAGUAUGUGCAUGAAAUGUAUAUCUUCGUACUUUUUGAUACAAUGUACUCAUUUGUUAAUUUUUAAUUAUAUUUGAUAUAAAUCAAA